Messenger RNA from Poeciliopsis prolifica (blackstripe livebearer), 1251 nucleotides. RefSeq names its product glutamine-rich protein 2. NCBI's taxonomy places the organism in Eukaryota, Metazoa, Chordata, Actinopteri, Cyprinodontiformes, Poeciliidae. The record is from RefSeq and is a predicted model, not a curated record. Bases 93 to 1100 code for a protein of 335 amino acids. The transcript has 9 exons.
CUAGGGUGGCUUCCAGCAUCUCUCCUGGAGUGCUUCGUGGAGAUCUAAAGAGACCCUCUGAAUCUUCUGCGAGUCGGCUCCACAGCCAGCAGAUGGAGGAGUUUGUGAAGAACAUCAGAAAGUUACAAGACAGGGUCACCCAGCUAGAGGCCCAGACAAGGAUUCUGGAGGAGGAGAAGGUGGACUGGACCGGGCUGGACCAGUUUCUCAGCUCCAGAGAUAAUGUCAGAGGUUCUCUUGAAGUCCCUGACAGCACGUCGGAUCAGGAGCAGCAGCAGCAAGCUCUGAUGGAGAACCUGAAGACUGAACACAAGAAGCUGGAGCAUCUGGAGGACAUGUUGGGCAGCCUCAUGAGCCAGGAGACGGGCAGCAGCCCAGCAGGAGCGGCAGAUCAACCUGAUCCAGGGAUUAAAGAUCUCACUCAGCAGGUUUCUGACCUCAGGUCUUCCCUGGUCCAGGUGGAGCAGGAGGUGGAGCUCCUGAAGGAAAAGCAGGCUCAGAGUGAGGAGAGAGCUGCAGACCAUCUGCAGGACCAGCUGAAUGACCUGCGGGGGACGUUGGAGGACACCAUUGUGUCUCUGACCUCCCAGCUGUCCAGCAGCCUCCAGCAGGAGGUGGAGCAGGAGACGGAGGAGGCGGAAGAGGAGGAGGAGGAGGAAGAAUUCGACAGCUCGGUGGAGGUGGGCCGGAAGCUCAGCCUGCUGUUCCAGAACUAUGAGCAGUUGGAAGACACGGUCAACCUGCUGGUCCAGCAGCAGCAGCAGGGCGCAGCUAGGGUCGGCCUGGACGACGACCGAGAAAUGGGCAGGAGCCUGGACCUGGUGUAUGACGUCCAGAGGGCCAUCCAGGAACUGCAGGCCGAGUGCGAGCGCCUGCAGGAGGCAACCAGGAGCCUGCAUGAGGACAACCAGCAGAAGCAGGGACACAUCGAGGAGCUCUACAAGACGGCAGAGGAGCUGCAGGUGAAAAAGGCCGACAAGCUGAUGGUGGAGAGCGAGAUUAAAGCGGACAAGUUGGCCCUGGACAGCAAGGUGAGCCGUCUUCAGUUCGACGCGGCGACGGAGCAGCUGACCAGUUCCAUGAGCUGCUCAACAAGAUGACGGGUCAGGAGCACGACUGGCACCAGCUGGUGGACAAGCUGUCCACCGACAUGGAGUGCAAGCUGAACCGAAUUGAGUUGGACUCGGUGAAGCUACAGCUGGAGGAACGCUGGCGCAGCAUCCUGAAGAAGCUGCAGACGCAGAGCGCGCC